AUGGUUAAAAUCCUCUGUAUGUUGAUUGCCAUCCUCGACGUCUUCCAGGCUGAGGAUACUCAGCCGCACCUCCGUGCACUGAAGAAUUCUCCUUGCGCUCCGUCGGCUUGCGGAUCUGGUUGUGAUCCUAAGGUCUGCACCUGCACUGAUUGGAAAAUGGCCACAACUGUCGAGACGCCUAACACUACCCCCGCAGCCCCUGUCGUAGCAGCUGAAGUCCCUAAAAAGGAAGCUACUUGCUCUAGGGGAAGCUGGUCUGUGUUUACAUGGGAGAACCCGAUGCCCUCAGGCAUGUUGUAUACAAUGUUGAACGUUGGUAUUCUGAUAUCAACUACUGAGGACCCCUCUGGCUGGGCCGUCGCCUUCCUCAUGUGGAUUGCGAUUCCUGCUGGACUACUAUUCAAGUUCAACGUGGUUCCUGUUCCUACAUGUUGUCCCUUGAAAGCUGUCGCGGGUCUCGACCCUGAAAAACUGCUGCUAGCGUUCAUAAGCAGUGACUUCCUUCGUCACGGAGUUGUCUGA
Molecule: messenger RNA, 522 nt
Organism: Perkinsus marinus ATCC 50983
Lineage: Eukaryota; Perkinsozoa; Perkinsida; Perkinsidae
Exons: 4
Coding region: 1-522 (173 amino acids)
Source: RefSeq, a predicted model, not a curated record